AUAUCUAUAUACACACACACACACUCAUUCCUUUGCUUCCCAAAUAAACUAAACUAAAAUACACAAUUUAUGAUGCCUGGUUCAUUAUAUAUCCUAUAUAUCUUCGGUCGGUUUGCCAAUCGAUUCCCCUUUAUGCUGAGAAAGAUGUCCCCGGGAAAGGACGAGGGAUUUUUGUUAGCAUCGUUGCGCCUGGGAAAAAGUUAAUCACUCGAAAGGGAACACUAAACAUGAGAAGGAGCAAUAAAUCCGAAAAACAAAGAUAAACAUAUCAUGGACGCGUUGAAUGAAUGGGAACAAAAUAAUUAUGAUGGAAAGGGCGAAAAAAAAAAAAAGAAAAAUCCAACACACAUAGUUUAUAGUUAAUGAAGCAGAAAAAGGGCAACGUGUGAGGAAAAGCAGCGGGUUUUCCGGUGGAAAAGGACGAGGAGGACGCAGAAAGCUGCUCCCGUGCCACGUGGACUCCUGAUCCGCCGUCGGAUCGCGAUGCCAAUAAGGAUCCCCACCAGAGAUCAGAUCAUUGACAUCCAUUCCCAUCGCGAGAGGGAGAGAAAGAGAGAGUGAGUUUGUUUUUGUUGUGCUACAGACCACAGACACAAAAGGGAAACUGCUCAGAACUCGAAAAAAAUAAAGAAAAGGGAGAAAGAAACUCUGCAGGAAGAUCAGAGAGAGAGAUGAGCUGGGGAACUUAAAUAGGGAAGAGAGGAGGGAGAAAGAGAAGAUGGGGAUGGCGGCGUUGCAGUUGCAGUAGCAGAGAAAGGUGUAAUUGUGGGGUGGUGGGGCGUUUAAUUGUUCGUAUUAAUGCAUAUACACGCUGCGAUACAGCAGCAGAAGAAGAAGGCGGAGCAGGAGGAGGAGCGAAUUGAAACGCUGCUGGACGCCUGUCCUUAACCAACAACGAGCUCCAAUUUGAUCCUCUUCCCCACCCAAAAAUCCAACCAUAUCAUCCCCAUCAAACACCUUCCCUUAAUUAGCUGCCCAGCACGCUCUUUGAGAUUUCCCACAAAACACCAAAACCCGAGAGAGAGAGAGACACACACACACACACCCCCAUCGCUUACUACACGCUCAUACCCUCACCAAAACCCGAGAAUUCUCCAAUUUACUCCUUGUUUCUCCUCAUUCAAGGCUCACUACCCAGAGAAUUAAUUCAACCAAUAGUUACUUCGCCAUUUUUUCUCCUCUUCUUUCUUAUCUGGUUUCCCCAUACAAUAUCCACAAAGAUCGAGUCGUCUCUGAUAUGGAUUAUUGGCCACAAUUGAGGUCUAGGUCAGGUAUAGAGGAAGCUAAACAAUGGCGGGUUUGUUCUCACUAGGCGGCGGAGGAGGUAGGGGAGGAGGGAGCAACCAGGACGACGAACCCCACCACAAUAACCCACCCACUGGAGUUCCUCAUCCAGACGCCUUAUUUUGGUACAAGAAUAAUGAAGACGUAUCUUGUUACAGAGGCUUCGAGCUGUGGAACCAGCAGCACCAGCCGGUCAUGCCUCCUCAGGCGAGGCCGCUUCUCCACCAAGAUCUUUACUCCUUAGGGGUGGGGCCGAGCAGCAGGAGCUCCGAUGAUCAGUCUUCGUCGAGAUCGGGCGUCAUGAUGAUGCGUUCCGCCGGCGGGAGCAGCGGCGGAGGAAUAAGCUGCCAAGACUGUGGGAACCAGGCGAAGAAGGACUGCCCACACAUGCGGUGCAGGACUUGCUGCAAGAGCCGUGGCUACGACUGCCAGACGCAUCUGAAGAGCACUUGGGUUCCGGCGGCCAAGCGACGCGAGCGACACCAGCAGCAGCAGCAGCAACUUCAGCUUCGAGGAGACAACAAUCCCAAGAGGCUGAGAGAUACUUCUAAUAAUAACCCCAGCACCUCAACUCAUGUGCAAAUACCCACUCACUCUUCAUCAGCAGAAGGGUUAGAGCAUGGGAAUUUUCCAGCAGUGGUGAGUUCCUCCGCGGAGUUCCGGUGCGUGCGGGUUAGCCCCAUGGACGAGGCUGACGAGCAAUACGCGUACCAAACGGCUGUGAACAUCGGAGGCCACGUAUUCAGAGGAAUUCUCUACGACCAUGGCCCCGAUCCCAAUUACACGUCCACCGCUGAUACCUCUCCCGGUGGAGCCGUUCAGCCUCUCAACCUCAUUGCCGCCACCGGUGUUUCUGCUCUUCCCGCUGCCACAACAAGCGGUGGUGCCGCCGCCGGGGGUUCCUCCGCUGGUCCGCUCCUCGAUCCUUCCUUGUAUGCGGCCUCGCUUGGCACUUUCAUGUCUGGCAGCGGUACGCAGUUCUUUCCUCACCCAAGAUCUUGAAAAACCCAAAUAAAAUAAAGAUAGGUUACCAACUUUGUCUUUCAAGCUUGGAACAUCUAAUAUCAUAUCAUUAUUGUAGUGGUAAAUUUGAUAACCAUUCAAGUAGGAGACAGAGAAAGAAAGAAAGAAAGAAAGAGAAAAUGCAGACGAUCGUUGCUCCAUAUUUGAUUUUAUGCAAAUUUCAAUGCCUAGUCAUUUUAAAAUGAAGUUCCUCUUCUCCUUCUCGAGAGCCAUCUGUAUGAAUACGACGUAGUGGACCUCUAAAUUCUAACAUGGUAGUACAACGCUUCUUUAAUUUUGUAUUUCAUAUUUCACUUAUUUCUUGGUGAUCUCCUUCAUGUUUAAUAUUAAUAAUGAUGCUUUCUUGUUGGUUUUGAA
Molecule: messenger RNA, 2664 nt
Organism: Neltuma alba
Lineage: Eukaryota; Viridiplantae; Streptophyta; Magnoliopsida; Fabales; Fabaceae
Product: protein SHI RELATED SEQUENCE 1-like
Exons: 2
Coding region: 1291-2286 (331 amino acids)
Biological process (GO): positive regulation of DNA-templated transcription
Cellular component (GO): nucleus
Molecular function (GO): DNA-binding transcription factor activity; DNA binding
Source: RefSeq, a predicted model, not a curated record